Dichomitus squalens LYAD-421 SS1 is the source of this 243-nucleotide messenger RNA. RefSeq lists its product as uncharacterized. NCBI's taxonomy places the organism in Eukaryota, Fungi, Basidiomycota, Agaricomycetes, Polyporales, Polyporaceae. The record is from RefSeq and is a predicted model, not a curated record. The coding region runs from base 1 to 243 and encodes 80 amino acids. The transcript is spliced from 2 exons.
AUGUCCGAUCCCAUUCCCAAUGCCCCCUACACUACCAUCCUCAUCGCGUUCGUCAUCGCGGUCCGAAGCUUCUCGCCCGUCUUCGUCGCGUCUCGCAUCCGUCGCCCGAUCCACGUCGGCCCAGGAACUUCUCCAACGUACCAAGAGACAGAGGAAGGCAAGCCCCCUUGGAAUGCGGCCUCCAUCCUCACGACGGGCGUCCCCGACGAGAGUAAGACCGUGAGCGCGCUUGAAGUCUCUUGA